UUUGAACAACAUUCUCAACUGUGAAAUAUUGAAUCUUGAAUAGUGUCAAAAUAAUAAAAUAUCAAGGACAUUUAUGAUCCGACUAAAGUUUACAAAAUAUUGUCGAAGUUUAUUCAUUAAAACAAACAGGGAUAAAUAUCUGUAAAAAAUACGAUAAAAAACAAAUUUAAAAGGAAGUAGUGGAGCAAUCUGCGCGAUUGGUAAUAUAAAAAAGUUCAGACAAAAAUGGCAUAUAGUCGUCCUUGCACUGUCAAGAAGGCUCCUUCGGCAGCAUUCUCUAACCUGAGAAUUGAAAGCAGGUCCCCUGACAUUAAUUGGAGAGACACAAGGACAGCCGCACAAUGCUUGUCACAUCUUUGUCUUUCGGAACAACUUUCAGACAUCACCUUUACCUUCAGCGCCUAUAGAGAUGUAAAACUUCCGGCCCAUAAAUUCGUACUGAGCAUGCGGAGUGCUGUUUUUGAAGCCAUGUUUUUUGGUUCACUUUCAGAGGGAGGGAAAACAGUUACAAUUGAGGAUAUAGAACCUGAGGUUAUGAAGACUGUAUUAAAGUUUGUUUACGACGAUGAGCCAACGAUAAACGGAGACAAUGUAUUACCUUGCUUGUACACUGCAAAAAAGUACAACUUGUCUGGUCUUGUUAUACAAUGUUCAGAAUUUCUUGAAAACAACAUAGACGUGAGUAAUGUCUGUCAGGUUCAUGAACACGCCGUCUUUUAUGAAAUGAAACCUCUACAAGAAAGAUGCCUUGCAUUCAUCGUGGAAAACGCAACAAGUGUAUUUUCGUCACCAGGCUUUUUAAGUUUAUCACAAGUAACAUUGUUAAAUGUUCUCAAAAGUGAAGAAUUAGUGAGCGAUGAAAUUGAUGUAUUUACAGCAGCAAUCAGAUGGGCAGAACAUAAGUGUGAGGUCAACAAGAAGUCCAAGAUUGGAGAAAAUAUGCGCAGUCAACUUGAAGAAGCAGUGUUUCAGAUACGAUUUCCGAUAAUACCGAUUGAAAAGUUUGCGCAAGUAGUUGCUCCAUCCGGAAUACUGACCAAAGAAGAGCUAUUGAUUCUGUAUCAGUAUAACGCAACUAAAGGGACAAGUCCUAUUGGAACAUUCAGACAUGAGAACAGAUCUGGAGCAACCUUAACAAUUGAUCUUAGGAAACAUGUCAAUUCCAAGCAAUAUCGAAGAGCCAACAACAAUGGUUCUUCAUUGCAAGUUGAGUACAUAUCACACGGAGACAGGUGCAAUGAUUACGAUUACGAGUCAUAUGAUGAGGAGGAAUCAUUUUGUGAAGAUGACAUACAUGACAUAAGGGUAUCUAAUGACAAUGGUCUAACUUUUAAAAUUACCAAAGCACCUCUUAAGUUGAAGUCAAUUACUGGUAUGUUUGUAAGGAACGUCAAAAGAAUAACUAACAAUGGAAAAAAUGUUACAGGCUAUAAAUUUAUGGAAAAUAAGAUACUUUUUGAACCACCGAUUGAAAUGAAGGACAGGAAAAUUGUUCAGUUCAUCCCAGAAAAAAAGAGGAGAAAUUAUACUGCUGAUUUAGAAGAAUUGCCUUUAUUUAGCAAAAGCCGUCAGUCUAAAAGUGUCGACAUCAAUCAGUAUAAGUGUACCAUUACGCAGAUCCCUGCUGAAACGGAAACCAUAACAUUUCUUAAAUGAUACCACAUUUAAUUGCAAGUACUACCUAAGUAGGAAAUAGAUAAUCAAAUGUACUUUGAAUUUUGUGUACUUGUAACAUUUAUUGAUCACGGUAUAUAUGUAACAUUAAAGCUUUGCUAUAAUUGAUGCUAUAUACAUGUAUAUAUUACCACAUAAUGAAAAUAUAUCCGCUUAAAUAUAUUAUGAGAGGCAAAUCUAUUGUUAUAGUAAAAGCUUUUUAAAACGUCAAUUGUGUUAAUAAUGUUUUUUACUUUUGGGUUAAGCAAAACAAAUAUUAUAUACAGAGAUUUUUUCACAAGUUCGGUACCUUAUCUGACCUUAUUGAUAAUUUCUUUUUAUCAACAACGAAAUAAUAUCUAAGUUUCACUCAUUGUUGCUUCUAAUGUUAUAAACAUGAAAUUUAAAUAAAAACAAAAACGACUGCAAUUUAUAUAAGUUUCUUAUUGAUUAAUCAAAAGUGUG
Ruditapes philippinarum (Manila clam) is the source of this 2118-nucleotide messenger RNA. Its product is annotated as BTB/POZ domain-containing protein 2-like. NCBI's taxonomy places the organism in Eukaryota, Metazoa, Mollusca, Bivalvia, Venerida, Veneridae. Bases 226 to 1656 code for a protein of 476 amino acids. The transcript is spliced from 4 exons. The record is from RefSeq and is a predicted model, not a curated record. Gene Ontology annotation, molecular function: protein binding.